UUUUAACUCGAUAAACUCUAUCACGCACACAAGUGGUGAGAAUUUUGUACAAAUCGCGCUGUCCUGGAAGCAUUUACUUACAACCCAAUCGAUUCUGCUGGAGAGAAUCCGUCCUUAACAAUGAACGUGGUCCAACCAAUCAGCUUUCAGACUACAUUAAAAUAAACAAAUCCCUGCCUAAUAAUUCCAAACUUCGAAGCCAUGCUCCAGCCGAGCCGAGAGACAAAGCCGUGCAGCCGUACUCUCAAACUGUCUCUCUCUCUCUCACGCACAUUUUUUCCUUCCAUUUUUCCGAAAGAUUUUCCUCCAAACAAAUUGUUUCCUUCUUUUCCGCCACUAACAAUCCUUUGAAUCUCCCCCGUCUCUCCUUUCUCUCAAAGGAAGUUGUUUUUCCCCAGCCAAAUACAGGACACACCCCCUGGCUUUGGCCGUGGCUGGUCUUAUUCUCUCCAGUAGUCCAAUGCCGACGCCAAGGCGGCCGUUUUCCUUCCUUCUCCUCCUACUCCGCACUUCCCUCGUCGCCCUCUCCCUCCUCCUCUUCCUCCUCGCCUGCAAUGGCCUCGGCCUCGGUCUCCUCUGCCUCUCCAACGACCCUCCUUUCACUCCUCUGGGUGACCCCAUCCCAAUGACAUCUUCGUUGCUUGUUUUGAGCGAAGAAACGCCAAUCCUCACGCCCAGAUCCCUCCACAGUGCUCACCUUUUGCAUGAGGGCGGCCCUCCUUCCACGCCUCCGCUCGACCCGACACCAAAGAUCGCUUCUUUGCACGCCCUGAGUGAAGAAAUUUCAAUCCCCAAGCCCGAAACUGAUCAAAGGUCUCACCUUUUGCCUGAAAAAAGCCCUCCUUCCACUCCUUCGCGGAACCUGAUCCCAAAGAUCUUUUCUUUGCCCACCCCGAGGGAAGAAACCGGACUCCCCAAGUCCAAAUCCCUCCAAGGUUCCCACUUUUUGCCGGAUUCCAGCGAUGGGCAUCAUCCUCCGCCCCAGUCCAACUUCUCUCUACCUUCCAGGAAGCCGAAGUGGUCGAAAAGGAGUAAGCUUUUUCUCAGGUUGCUUCGGCCCAGUGCUCGGUCAAGUCUGUUCUCUGCAAGAGUUGCCGAGUUCUUUCGUGGCUAUCGCUCCAAUUCCCCAAAUUCUCCUUGUAAGCAUCGUUUCUUCAUGACUUGGAUCUCCUCCUCCGUAGCUUUCGGCCCGAGGGAGUUGUUUGCAGUUGAGAGCUUGUUCAAAUCCCAUCAAGAUGCCUGCUUGCUCAUUGUUUCCAACACUAUGGACUCGGCGAGAGGCGAGAAGUUGUUGAGACGCUUCUCCGAGAGGGCCUUUCGGGUGGUCGCCGUGUCCCCAGACUUUGGCUACCUCUUCAGGAACACGCCUGCCGAGCCUUGGUUCAAUCGGCUCUUGAGAGGGGAAAUCGAUCCCGGAGAAGUCUCCCUUGGCCAGAAUCUCUCCAACUUGCUCCGGCUUGCAAUCUUGUACAAGUAUGGAGGAGUCUACAUUGACACUGAUGUCAUAGUUGUGAGAAGCUUCGGUGGUCUGAGAAAUGCCAUCGGAGCACAGUCUGCCGAUGCCGACACCGGGAACUGGAGCCGGUUGAACAAUGCUGUGAUGGUAUUUGAUGAGAAGCAUCCGCUCGUUUAUGAGUUCAUCGAGGAGUUCACGAGGACCUUCGAUGGGAGCAAGUGGGGUCACAAUGGCCCUUACCUUGUUUCGAGGGUGGUUGCGAGGGUGGCAGGGAGGCCUGGUUUUGAAUUUAGAGUAUUACCACCAGCGGCAUUCUAUCCGGUGGAUUGGAGCAGGAUAAGGGGCCUGUUUCGGGGACCCAGAGAUGGGAGCCAUUUGAAGUGGGUGGGGGCAAAGCACAAAUCGAUUCAUAGAGAGAGCUUUGCUUUGCACCUGUGGAACCGGCAGAGUCGGAGAUUUACGGUUGAGGAGGGGAGCGUCAUUGGAAGAAUAAUGUCAGAUUGCUGUCUGUUUUGCAAUUCUUCAAUGAAUGCAAUUUAAGUAGUAACAAAGAGCCAUUUGGAGGAUACAGUGAUGAUAAGUUGAUCUCUGUUCUCCGUCUCUGAUCACAACAAAGGGUAAUGGAUCCUUUGUAGAAGAUAAACAACUCAAAAACUUUUCAAGAAAGGUGUAUUCUUGAUGAAGAAUAAUGGAGAAAUGAGGUUAGGAUGUUACUACUUGAAAA
Messenger RNA from Phoenix dactylifera (date palm), 2180 nucleotides. RefSeq lists its product as uncharacterized. The record is from RefSeq and is a predicted model, not a curated record. Lineage: Eukaryota; Viridiplantae; Streptophyta; Magnoliopsida; Arecales; Arecaceae.